Molecule: messenger RNA, 1512 nt
Organism: Penicillium taxi
Lineage: Eukaryota; Fungi; Ascomycota; Eurotiomycetes; Eurotiales; Aspergillaceae
Product: LYAR-type C2HC zinc finger protein
Exons: 3
Coding region: 1-1512 (503 amino acids)
Biological process (GO): negative regulation of transcription by RNA polymerase II; rRNA processing
Cellular component (GO): nucleolus
Molecular function (GO): DNA binding
Source: RefSeq, a predicted model, not a curated record
AUGGUGUCUUUCCAAUGCGAGGGAUGUGGUGAUGUUCUCACCAAGAAGAAGCUCGAUCCCCAUCGCGGUCAAUGCCGUGGUGCCUCAUACACCUGUAUCGAUUGUAUGGUUCAUUUCAACGGAACCGAGUACAGAUCGCACACAUCCUGUAUGACAGAGGCGCAAAAGUAUCAAGGCGCUCUGUACAAGGAGAAACCGACUAAGGGUCAAAAAAAGGCCCAGAAUAACCAGAACAAGAACGCGAAACUCAAUCCCAACGCCAACAAGCAAGCCCGUGUCGAAGACGGCUCUGAUGGUGAGCACCUCAUUAACCGACCGCCUCCUCCGGCCCCUACUCCCCCACCUGCGGGUGCUGUAAAAACACCCAAAGCUGCGAACGGCGGCAAGGCUGUCAAUGUGUUUGACUAUCUGGUCACCGAUGAGACCCCCAACGCAUCUAGGGUUACCCUGGCCGGUCCUAAGGAACAGAUGACCAUGGUGUCGCAUGCCAAAUCGGUCUUCGAGCCCAGCAAAUCCCUGGCUCACCUCGACACCAAGACGGACAGUGAAGGAAACUACGACAUCCCUUAUGAAGAGAAUGGAUUUUCAUAUGGUGCCGAGCCCAUUCCCCCAACCAAGGAGUUAGAGGUUGUGACUCCUGCGCCUAAAAAGAAGAAGGAGAAGAAGGGAAUUGUCAGCGAGAAGAAGCGCAAGCGCGAUCAACCAGAGUCAUUCAACAGCCCCGAGCUAGAUGACACCCCCAUGAUGGAUGCGCCUUCUAGCAUUAUCAACAACGCAGGCACCCCAAUGCUUAAACACUCCGGCCUGACUGGUGGAUUGAGCCGGAUGAUGCGAUCCCCUUCCAUCGAUGACACCCCUGAUCACGGCCUUAAUGCCCAUCAGGACUCAUCAUCCCCGAUUAAAAAAACCCGCCGCACUGGCAAAGAGAACAGCAACAGCGACGGCCUCGGAAUCUCAAUCAGGAACCGCGCCGAGCGCCUCGUCUCAUCAAUGUUCAGUGGCACAGGCUCCGUAGCCUCAAAUGGAAGUGGCAGCCACGACACAUCCCACGCUCUCGUGCGUCGGGGUAGCAUAUCUAGCGGCGACGGCCAACUCGAAGUGCGCAAAAGGAAGUCCCACCGCUCCCGCGCCGCUUCAGACAACCACACCGAGCGUAAAUCCAAGCGCAAGAGCAGCAACCCCAACGACGGUGAUCGUCCGUCUCGUCGUCAAAAGCAUGCCGAUGAGCAUUCCUCCCAUCGGGAUAGCCGUCAGGUGACAAUUUACCGUCAUUCCGAGGCACCAGCUCGUAGAGAAGAUGUCCUCCAGCGUGAAAUGGCCCAGCACUUCCUCUCCCUUGUGUCAGAUGGUGAGCGCGGCUGUUCAGUCCAUAAGGCAUUGAAGCGUUUCCAUCGGGACUUUUCUGAUGACUACGACGCUGAUCCUGAACGUCGUAGUGAAGAUGAAAAGGAUCUCUGGCGUGGAUUACGGUUGAGACGUAAUGACCGCGGUGAGAUUGUUGUCACUAUCUAA